Messenger RNA from Dictyostelium purpureum, 1332 nucleotides. RefSeq lists its product as uncharacterized. NCBI's taxonomy places the organism in Eukaryota, Evosea, Eumycetozoa, Dictyosteliales, Dictyosteliaceae. The record is from RefSeq and is a predicted model, not a curated record. Gene Ontology annotation, biological process: protein secretion. Gene Ontology annotation, cellular component: endoplasmic reticulum membrane. Gene Ontology annotation, molecular function: guanyl-nucleotide exchange factor activity; protein binding; GTPase activator activity. The transcript has 2 exons. Bases 1 to 1332 code for a protein of 443 amino acids.
AUGUCAACCUCCAAAAAAGAAAUUAAAAAAACAACAAAUACAUCAAAGGAUGAACCUAAAAACGAGGUAAAACAAAGAAAAAAAGAAGACUCUUCUACAACCACUACAACUACUACAACCACUACAACUUCCACAAAUGAUGAAAUUAAAAGUGUAGACAAACUUAAAUUAAACUACCCAAUUUUUCAUUGUUCAUCUUCAAGCGUAUCCAAAGAACCAUAUAUCGCAUGUGGUGGUGGUGGUGGUAAAUCAAAAACAGGUGUACCAAAUGCAAUUACAUUAUUAAAAUGGAGUGAAAAAGAAAACAGUUCAGAGUUUAUAAAUAUUGACCAAAUGGAAACUGAGGAUUGUAUCCCAUAUAUCGCAUUUAACGACAGCAAAAACCAACUAGCCUAUUUUAUUGGCUCACACAUCUAUAUUGUAUCAUAUAAAAACAAUCGUUUGGAAAAGGUCAGCGACUUUGAUUCAAAUCAAAAUAUACCCGAAACAGCCUUCAACACCGCAGGCAAUUCAGGAAGCGUCUCACCUUCAUCAACACCAACUGUUUCAUCACAACCAACAAAAAACACACCAUCAACAUUAGAAAGAAUUAGAUUCAAUAAAAAAGGUGACCGUCUCAUAACUAUCGAUAAUAACAAUUUAAUUUGUGUUUGGAGCGUUCCAUCAUGCGAGUUUGUAAGAUUAAUUAUUUCAGGACAUCAAGGUGAAAUUACAGACAUUGAUAUUCAUCCAGCAUCAUCUCAUAUUGUUACCACCUCACGUGAUUGCUCUGCCAAAAUUAUCAAUUUAAUGAAUGGUAGAGUCGAAUUUACUCUUCAAUACAAACCAAAACCAAAAUUAGCUUUUAGAGGCUGUAGAUUCUCACACGAUGGUCUUUAUAUUUACACUGCCCAAUCAUUACCACGUACUAAACAGACUACUGGUUGCACUGUACUCACCAAAUGGAAUUUCACAAACGGAAAUGAAGAAUUCUCAAGAGAAGUCGAUACUUUCCACAACACCACAUUCGACCUCUCUCCAGAUAGUAAAACUAUAGCAAUCAGUAACGGCAAUAGCCAUAUCCUUGCAUUUAACUCUGAAUCAUUCAAACAAUUAGAUAAAUGGGAGCCUCACGAAUUUGUAAUUACUGGUGCCUGUUUUUCACCAGAUAGCUCAACCAUAUUCUCUUGUUCAGCCGACUAUACUUGUAAAUCACAUAGAAUCGGGUCCUAUUCAACCAAUAACUCUAAAUGUUUUUUGUAUAUUAGAUGUGUAUAUUUGAAUUUCAAAAAACUGAUUAUAAUAAGAAUCGUGUCUCUUAAUAUUAAACUUUAUAUGAACACAUUUGUUUAA